AUGAGCCCAUUUUCAGUCACAGCAAAACCCAGUCAUGAUUUCUCCUAUUUUAAUUCAAUUCUUUCUAAUUUAAAGAAGCCCUGUAUCAUAUCCAAUUAUUCAUCGGGAAAGAAAUCCUUGAUCCCAAAUUUGAAUACAGAUUGCAGUGUAUGGAACAGAGCUUGUUCUGAGGAGAUUUUGAAAUUUGCGAGGAACCCAGAAAAUGUAAAAUGGAUUAAAUCAGUGAGGAGAAGAAUCCAUGAGUACCCAGAACUCGCUUUUGAAGAAUUCGAGACGAGUCAGCUUAUUCGGCGAGAACUGGAUAGAAUGGAAAUUGGUUAUAGGUUUCCUUUGGCUAAAACUGGGAUUAGAGCCAUAAUAGGUACUGGGGGGCCUCCUUUUGUUGCACUCAGGGCUGAUAUGGACGCUCUACCAAUUCAGGAACUUGUUGAAUGGGAGCACAAAAGCAAAAAUGAUGGUAAAAUGCAUGCCUGCGGACAUGAUGUGCACGUGGCCAUGCUUAUAGGUGCAGCGAAGAUUUUGAAAGCGCGUGAAAAACAUUUACAGGGGACUGUCAUACUACUAUUUCAGCCAGCUGAAGAAGCUGGAAAUGGAGCAAAAAGAAUGAUGGGAGACGGAGCCCUUGUAGAUAUCGAGGCUAUAUUCGCAGUUCACGUAUCCCAUCAGCUCCCUACCGGUGUCAUUGGGUCAAGAACUGGUCCUUUACUUGCUGGUGUUGGCUUCUUCAGAGCUGUUAUUACUGGUAGACAGGGCAAAGCGGGAAGUCCCCACCAGUCCGUUGACCCCGUCUUUGCAGCCUCAGCAGCCGUGAUCAGCUUACAGGGUGUCGUUUCUCGAGAAGCAAAUCCUUUAGACUCUCAGGUGGUCUCGGUAACUUUCUUUCACAGUGGAGAUGAUCUUGAUGUCAUACCAGAUAAGGUUGAGUUUGGUGGCACCUUAAGGGCAUUUUCUAACGUGAGCUUCUACCAACUUGUCAAAAGAAUAGAAGAGGUAAUUGUAGAUCAAGCUCGGGUUUUCAGAUGCUCGGCCACAGUCGACUUUUUUAAGGACGAAGACACAAUUUACCCACCAAUGGUAAACGAUGACCGCAUGUACGAACAUGUAAAGAAGGUCUCCACCGAUUUGACAGGACCCGAAAAUUUCCAAGUCGUCCAGCCAGUAAUGGGGGGUGAGGACUUCUCAUUCUACUCUGAGGUGAUCCCGGCGGCCUUCUACUACAUCGGCAUUAUGAACGAGACUCUAGGCUCAGUACACUCAGCACAUUCACCACAUUUCAUGAUCGACGAAGAUGUCCUCCCAGUAGGCGCAGCAACUCACGCUGCCAUAGCUGAGAGAUAUCUCAGCGACUAUCAUGAUCUGCACUAA
Messenger RNA from Fraxinus pennsylvanica, 1365 nucleotides. The record is from the annotation of a GenBank genome assembly. NCBI's taxonomy places the organism in Eukaryota, Viridiplantae, Streptophyta, Magnoliopsida, Lamiales, Oleaceae.